Messenger RNA from Nicrophorus vespilloides, 856 nucleotides. RefSeq names its product aurora kinase B-like. The record is from RefSeq and is a predicted model, not a curated record. NCBI's taxonomy places the organism in Eukaryota, Metazoa, Arthropoda, Insecta, Coleoptera, Silphidae. Bases 1 to 786 code for a protein of 261 amino acids. Gene Ontology annotation, molecular function: ATP binding; protein kinase activity. The transcript is spliced from 3 exons. Gene Ontology annotation, cellular component: chromosome passenger complex; spindle microtubule; spindle midzone. Gene Ontology annotation, biological process: regulation of cytokinesis; mitotic spindle organization; protein phosphorylation.
AUGGUCGAUUGCAAUAUCGAUGUUGCGGUGAAAAAGUACGUCGAAGAUCUGCAGGUGCCGUCGCACUAUUUGCAGGCGACGGAGAAGAUGAUUUGCUGUUGUAGAUACAAAUGGUCGUUGGAUGAUUUCGAGCUGGGAUUGAAGCUGGGACAGGGAAAGUUCGGGCGAGUGUUCAGCGGCAGGGAGAAGCGCACCGGCUACGUGGUUGCAAUUAAAACAUUGAUGAAAGUCGAAUUGGUGCGUGAGGGUGCCGAGGCUUUGGUCAUCAGAGAAGUCGAGAUUCAGUCGCAUCUGAAGCAUCCGAACAUCCUGCAACUGUUGACCUGGUUCCACGACGAUUUCCGCGUCUACCUGGUGCUCGAGUACGCGGGGCAAGGGGAGCUGUACAAGAGCUUGAAGGAGAGUCCUGGCGGUUACUUCAGCGAUCAUCUAGCGGCGAAGUACAUGUAUCAGGUGACGGACGCUUUGAACUACUGCCACACGAACCACGUCCUUCACAGGGACAUCAAACCGGAGAACAUUAUGCUGACCACCGAUGGUAACAUUAAGUUGGCGGAUUUCGGAUGGUCCGCGCAUUCACCUUCGAUGAAGAGGGACACGUUGUGCGGCACUCUGGACUACACUCCGCCGGAGAUGCUCGAAGGACGGAUGUACGGAAUCGGCGUGGAUCAGUGGUGUCUCGGUGAGGAUUCACUUGUGUCUGAUCAAUCAUGCUUUUUCAUAUGCAUUAAUUUCAGGUAUUUUGUGUUACGAGUUCGUGACUGGAUAUCCACCCUUCGAGAGUAAAACUGCUGCCGAGACUCAUCGCAAGAUCAAAAAAGUGGCUCUGACUUUCGCACUGGACAUUCACCCUGGA